Molecule: messenger RNA, 1586 nt
Organism: Linum tenue
Lineage: Eukaryota; Viridiplantae; Streptophyta; Magnoliopsida; Malpighiales; Linaceae
Source: the annotation of a GenBank genome assembly
AUGAUCUCUUGCUCAUCAUCCUCCUUCGAAGCAUCCAAAAACCCCUGCCUAUUCACACUUGCAACCAUCCUCGUACUCACCUUAUUCAUCAUCCGAAAGCAGAGGACCAAAACCGCCGCUUUGAACUUGCCGCCGGGCCCAUGGAAGCUUCCCAUCAUAGGAAACAUCCACCAGAUGGUCGGCGACCAACCCCACCGGCGACUGAGGGACCUGGCCGGCAAAUAUGGCCCCGACGUGAUGAGCCUUCAGCUCGGGGAGCUCUCGCACAUCGUGAUCUCAACCCCUGAAGCCGCCAAACUGGUAAUGAAAACCCACGACUUGGCUUUUGCUUCCAGGCCUUCUCUCCUCGCCCCAGACAUAAUCUACGAUGGUUCCAAGGACAUAGCUUUCGCGCCCUAUGGAGAGUACUGGAGACAGAUGCGCAAGGUCUGCACUCUGGAGCUCCUCAGCGCCAAAAGAGUUCAAUCUUUCCGUCACAUCAGGGAAGAAGAGGUCUCCAAUCUCGUGGCCUCUCUGACUCGUUCUGCAGAUGCAGGGGAGCCUGUGGAUCUCACUCAGCUGCUGUUUAAUCUAACGAGAACCAUAAUCUCCAGGGCUGCGUUUGGGAAAGUACAGGAGCUAAACGAUGCUUUCCAAAUUGUUCUCGACAACAUGUCGGAUGUUAUUGCGGGUUUCAGAGUCUCUGAUUUUUAUCCUUCCCUCAAAUUUCUCCCUACCCUCACCGGCUACAGAGCAAAACUACAUAAGAUGCAUAAAGCAGCGGAUUCGAUAUUUGAGCAAGUUAUUGGUGAACACAAAUCAAGAAGAAGGGCGGGAAGAAAAGAUGAUGGCGAAAAAGAGGAUCUCGUCGAUGUCCUUCUGAAUCUGCAAGAAAAACAGGACCUUGGAAUACCCAUUACAAUGGAAAUCAUAAAAGCGGUGACUUUGGAAUUGUUCUUAGCUGGAAUCGACACAUCGUUGACGACACUAGAAUGGACAAUGUCGGAGAUGAUAAAGAAUCCGAGAGUGUUUCAAAAGGCACAAGAAGAGGCGAGACAGGUGUUAGGUGAGCGAGGAAAAGAUGUUGAUGAAACACACCUUCAUCAAUUGAAGUACUUGGACAUGGUUAUCUCGGAAGGUUUAAGGUUACACCCUCCAAUUCCUUUACUUAUUCCCAGGCAAAGUAGAGAGAAGGUGGAGCUCGAUGGAUAUGAUGUCCCAAUCAACACCAAAGUCAUUGUGAAUGCUUGGGCGAUCAAUCGGGAUCCCUGUCAUUGGGUCGAGCCUGAUAAAUUUUAUCCUGAGAGAUUCUUGGAUGGCUCAAUUGACUACAAGGGAAACGAUUUCCAGUUCGUUACAUUCGGUGCUGGAAGAAGGGUAUGUCCUGGGAUUUCUUUUGGAAUGGCGGUUGUUAAACUGACGCUGGCAAAUAUGCUCUAUCACUUUCAAUGGGAACUUCCAUUCGAAAUGAAACAAAAAGGCAUUGAUAUGACUGAAAGUUUCGGAACAUCACUGAAAAGAAAGAAUGCUCUUCGUCUAAUUCCAAUUUCGUAUGAUGGCAGGGCCUAAAUAAAAGGCAAAAUGUACAACUGAAAGUGAAGAUUCUC